UCAAAAUGUAAGAUCAUAUACAUCCACUGGUGCAUUUAAUGAAAGUUUACACUGUAUCUCUGUUGAAACAUCUAACAGGGUAUCAUUGACAAUGGAUGGGGGGAUGCUGUGGUACCAUUUCCCUUGCAGGGGGGUCCAAAGUUUUCCAGGGAAACUUUGUGCCAGUAGAUGGUUUACUCCAAAUCACAGACUUUUAAAUAGAGAAGUGUUUCAGGUGUCGAAUACCUGUGGAUUUAAACAUGCAGGAACUAGUUCGGAUGUUAGAGAGCCAUCAGGCAGGUGGCAAAGAUUUGAAAAGAAUCCGCUGAUCCGUUAUUUUCGAAGAUUAAAGUGGGUAUCCAUUCCCUUGAGUUUGGGCUUUGCUUAUCUUGCUUAUCAGCAGUUUUGGCAUGUCUACAAACGGGAAAAGUCAAAAGUCACUUCAGGAACUCAAUUAGCAACAGAUUUUGAAGUUACUCUGAUUAAGAUGCUGCCUUUACGAACUUCAUCCCGCUUGUGGGGCUGGAUUAAUAAUAUCAAGCUUCCUCUUCCCUUACGCUCCCCAGUUAUCAACUGGUUUGCUAAUACGUAUAACUGUAAUAUUGAGGAGGCGUUAGUAGAUGAUGUUACUCAGUAUCAGAACCUGGGAGAAUUCUUUCGAAGAUCUUUAAAACCAGGAGUUCGACCCAUUUGUGAAGGCAAAUGUGUGGUUAGCCCAGCAGAUGGCACAGUUUUAAACUUUGGAAAAGUCCAAAAUGGACGAGUAGAACAAGUGAAGGGGAUAACAUAUUCCCUGCCUGGAUUUUUAGGUCCCAAUUUUGGGAAAUCGAGUAUAAAGAAAGUGGAGAGUGAGAUGGCACCAGAUGAUGAUAAGACAUAUCAAAAAUUACUACUUCGUAGUAAUGAAGAAACCGAUUUAUAUCACUGCAUCAUAUAUCUCUCUCCCGGAGAUUAUCACAGAUUCCAUUCUCCAGCUGAUUGGAGUGUAAGCUACAGGAGGCAUUUUCCAGGAGAACUGUUAAGUGUACGACCUGGAUUUGUUAAUUGGAUAGCUGGUUUAUUUAACAUCAACGAGAGAGUUGUUUACACCGGAACCUGGUGCCAUGGAUUCUUUUCGAUGGUAGCUGUUGGUGCAACCAACGUGGGAUCCAUUCGAGUUUACUUCGACAGAGAGCUUGUUACUAAUGAGAGGAUUUGGAAAAAGGAUGGUUCUAAAGACCACAGUUUUGAAUCCAGUAACAACAUCUCUGGAAUACAGCUGAAGAAAGGAGAUGAGUUUGGUGAAUUCAAUCUGGGUUCAACAAUUGUUUUAAUUUUUGAAGGCCCUAAGGACUUGAAUUUUGCAAUAAGAGCAGGACAAAAAGUCAAGUAUGGUGAACCUUUAAUGCUUGUAGAAGAUAAAAGCUGAUAAUUUUGUUGUUUCAGAAUCUUCCUAAUUUAGAGUUGGAAGAAUGUUAAACUCUUGACUCUGUAGUCUUCCGCAGAAGGAGUUCUUACAAGCCACGAACCAGUGUCGUAUAAAAUGGUAGGUUAAGACAAGUGGUCAAAGGAGAACUUGUUAAUAUGUGAAGCUUUCAGAUGGAGCUUACAAGUAAUUAUAUCUCCUGGCAAUUUUCUUAUGAUUCCAAGUUAACUGAGGGUGACUUGCUGUGGAAAAACAUGUUUUACGAUUGCAGUUCGCUUUAAAUCGCUCGGAAGAUUUGUGAUCCUGAAUGGCAUUUCUGUGCGUCAAACUUCAACUUUCUUGUUCUUAAAAGGAUUGCAUGAUCUAUUUAAAAAAAUAAUGGUAAAACUACUUUCUUGAUGACACUCUACAAAUAAGUGAAGAAAUAAAUGUGUCGCAGAUAAAUAAGGGGAGAAUAUCAAGAUUAUGUGCAGGAGAUGAUUUAAAUUAAUUCACUUUAUAAUUUGCCAUUAAUGGUUGUAGUGAUUUCUUUAAUGUUUCUAGUCAAGGUGAACAAAAUAUUUAAUUUACUUAAGUGAGUGUUAAUAGUUAGAAAAAAGACAUCACCUGGUUCAUGAAACUUUUAUUGAGAUUUAGCAUACUGAUAUAUAAUGCUUUGUUCCUAAUGUCGCUUAAUAUUUUUGUGUAUAUAAAUUAAUGGUCCCAUUUCACAAAUUUUCAAACUAAAGAACACAGCUGAUUUAAAGCAUUAGUUAAGAUUAGUAGAAGAGAUGUCCAGGAGGGUAAUAUUUGAAUUUAUAAAACCUACUUCAUUUUGAGAAACAUUAGUCACAUCUUGGACAAUUUUUUUUGUGUGGAAUCGAAGAAUAACCGAAUUUUGGGAUCCACUGAUGCUUCAUUCAAGUUAUCUGAUCCAGCUCAGAUACUGAAGUUGUUAAUUUUAUAUUUAGUUUUAAACCAACUGUGCUUAGCAGAAAUAUCUUGUAUCUAAAAAUCUUUAUUGUUAUUUUUAUACAACAAAAUCUGGCUACUAGUGAAAUUUGCUGCUGGUUGUAAACUUAUUGAUAGUUUGGAAAACCAAUUCUCGUCUAAGAAAUCAUGUUUGAGUGUUUCAGAAUUGUUCUGAAAAUCACAGUUUUGAGAUUUUAAACAUUGUUUAUUUGGAAACGCAUUGAAAGAAACCUAAGGUAGAGAUAGUAUGAGAAAUUUGUUUUGUCAUAUUAUCUACAUUGAUAAUGUUUGAAUAAUAAAACUGGUUAUUUAAUUAAAAUUUGUAAUUGUGUAUUUAUGCUUGAGUACAUAGCUAAUUAAUUGUGAGGGAAGUUAGAUUAUAAUCAUUAAUAUAAGUUUCAAUCAUUUGAAGAAAAGAAAGAAGGAUUGGAUUAUUAUAUCGAGAGGGACAGCUGACUUCAUGAUUGGUGGGGGACAAUGAGGGGGUUGAGAGUAAGUAGACUGAUGUGGUUGAUGACAGAAAAUAUUAAAGACAUUUUGUAAUUCACAAAAACCAACAUUUGGUGGAGAUGAGAAUAGGAGACUGCCAGAAUCAAGGGUAAAAAGGCAAUUACUAAGAAAUAUAAUGACGGUUUAAAACCCAUGAGUAUUUGAUUAAAUCAAUUCUUAAAAAACCAACCUAAUCCACUCUUCUUUACUAAAACCAUUUGAAGCUGAGACAUUGGCUACAGUUUCUUAUUGACAUGAAGUUUCAACCUGAUUCGGGGCUGAGACAUUGACUACAGUUUCUUACUGACAUGAAGUUUCAACCUGAUUUGGAGCUGAGAUAUUGACUCCAAUUUCUUACUGACAUAAAGUUUCAGCCUGAUUCGGGGCUGAGACAUUGACUACAGUUUCUUACUGACAUGAAGUUUCAACCUGAUUCGGAGCUGAGACAUUGGCUACAGUUUCUUACUGACAUGAAGUUUCAACCUGAUUCGGAGCUGAGACAUUGGCUACAGUUUCUUACUGACAUGAAGUUUCAACCUGAUUCGGAGCUGAGACAUUGGCUACAGUUUCUUACUGACAUGAAGUUUCAACCUGAUUUGGAGCUGAGAUAUCGACUACAGUUUCUUACUGACAUGAAGUUUCAACCUGAUUCGGAGCUGAGACAUUGGCUACAGUUUCUUAUUGACAUGAAGUUUCAACCUGAUUCGGAGCUGAGACAUUGGCUACAAUUUCUUGUUGACAUGAAGUUUCAGCCUGAUUCAGGGCUGAAACAUUGACUACAGUUUCUUACUGACAUGAAGUUUCAACCUGAUUUGGAGCUGAGAUAUCGACUACAGUUUCUUAUUGACAUGAAGUUUCAACCUGAUUUGGAGCUGAGAUAUCGACUACAGUCGCUCAUUCAUGUGACAGUUUCAAUACUUUUGUAUUUUCAGGUAUUAUAGUAUAAUGCAGUUUUUAUUUAUAAAACCAUUAGAUAUGGGAUUGUUCAUGUGUAUUUAUAAAGUAAGUGGUUUGUGUUUGAUAAGUCGAGAAAUUAGUAUGAGUAUGUUGUUUGUUGCAAAAAAUAACUCAACUUUUGUCCUGCGUGUAAGAUGCCUCAAGACAACUGGAGGGAUUCUUAGACUCUGUAAAAUCUUGUUAAAUAAUGAAUCAUGGUCCCUAAAAUGUUAAAACUUGGACUUGUUUAUGAUAGUUUAUUGUGGUAUAUUAGUGUUACUACUAAUCAUGAGAGACAGAAUUGCCAGAUGUAGUACAGUUAGUUUCUAAUCAUGAGAGGAAGAACUGCCAGAUUUAUAGUUAGUUUCUAACCAUGAUAGGAAGAACUGCCAGGUUUAUAGUUGGUUUCUAACCAUGAUAGGAAGAACUGCGAGGUUUAUAGUUGGUUUCUAAUCAUGAGAGGAAGAACUGCCAGGUUUUGUAUAGUUGGUUUCUAACCAUGAUAGGAAGAACUGCUAGGUCUGGUAUAGUUGGUUUCUAACCAUGAGAGAAAGAACUGCCAGGUUUUGUAUGAGAAUUUUUUUAUACAUUGUUAAGUUCCUUAUUGUCUUUUAGCCCAACUCCAAUAAGAGUUAUUUAUAGGUUCCUUUACGAUAUUAUAUGCAAGCUCAAAACGAAGGCGUGGGUGUUGAGUUAGUGUAGGUGUUAAAGUAGUAACUGUGAUGAAGGAUUGCAGUAAUGUCUCCUGGAAAGAAUUUGUCACAUUAUUUGUUUAAAGAGCUUAUAGAGUAAUCUAGCAUUUUUAAACUAUCUAUGUGAAAUUACCACACAUACACACAUGACUCAGAAGAGGUCCUGUUGCAAUAUCCCGACGUUAUUU
Molecule: messenger RNA, 4640 nt
Organism: Limulus polyphemus (Atlantic horseshoe crab)
Lineage: Eukaryota; Metazoa; Arthropoda; Merostomata; Xiphosura; Limulidae
Gene: Pisd
Product: phosphatidylserine decarboxylase proenzyme, mitochondrial-like
Exons: 10
Coding region: 92-1387 (431 amino acids)
Biological process (GO): phosphatidylethanolamine biosynthetic process
Cellular component (GO): mitochondrion
Molecular function (GO): phosphatidylserine decarboxylase activity
Source: RefSeq, a predicted model, not a curated record